Aureobasidium namibiae CBS 147.97 is the source of this 846-nucleotide messenger RNA. RefSeq names its product GMP synthase. NCBI's taxonomy places the organism in Eukaryota, Fungi, Ascomycota, Dothideomycetes, Dothideales, Saccotheciaceae. The transcript is spliced from 2 exons. The record is from RefSeq and is a predicted model, not a curated record. The coding region runs from base 1 to 846 and encodes 281 amino acids. Gene Ontology annotation, cellular component: cytosol; nucleus.
AUGCACGACAAAUUCUCGGGCUCGGAGGCCGAAAACAAGGUGAGGAUGAUGGUGUUCGAGACAGACGAGCCACAUCCAGAGGACCAUGCGGACAAGGGAACAUUUGGAGAUGUAUUCGACAAGCUGUUCAAGACUGCUGGCGACAACCAUGACCCUCCGCUUGGAAUAGAAACAGCCAUGAAGUUCGUGGUAGAGCCCAAGGGCGGAAAAGUGCCUUCGGUGGACGAUCUCAAAGACGUCCAUGCCAUUCUGAUCACAGGAAGCAUGUACGAUGCUCAUGGCGACGACGAAUGGAUUCUGAAGCUUAUGAAGCUGCUACAAGACCUGUGGCAACACCGUCCCGAUAUUCGCUUUUCCGGAGUCUGCUUCGGCCACCAAAUUCUCUGUCGCAUGCUUGGAGCAAAAGUCGACACCGUACCCGGAGGUGACUGGGAACUCUCACACACACAUAUCGACCUUAGCGACAUCGGCAAGAAACUCUUCAGGACACAGAACGAUCAACUACGACUACACCAGAUGCACCAAGACCACGUUGUCGAGCCGCCGUCGUCCAAGUCUAGCAACCUCCUCAAAGAGGGCCAGAAGGUCCACGUUUGGGGAAGCUCGGAACACACAGCUGUGCAGGGUAUCUACAUCAAGGACCGCCUGUUCACCUCUCAAGGUCAUCUGGGCUUUGACGAAGAUAUGGUCAAGCGACAGAUCGAAUUGCGAGUCGAGAGUGGCAGUCUCAAGGACCUAGAUCACGCCGAUGCAGCCAAAGAGACGGCUGAUAUGGAACAUGAUGGCGAAGCGGUCGCUGGUUCGAUCUUGCGUUUGUUCCAUGGCGAUGACAAUGAUAUCCCUUGA